CAUUUAAAGUAACAUAUUAUUGAUACUGACAUUUUGCUUUGAAAAGUCAUGCGCACAUGUAUUAUUUCGUUAACGUGGCUGUGAUCUAAGUAUUUUAAGUUAUUAGAAUAUCUGAACUAUGAUUAUGUUAACAAAUUUGUUGCAGUGGGUGGUAGCUGUAAGUAUGACUGUGCAAGUUUGUGCAAUUGAAAUAUGUGCCUCCCAGCGUUCAUGUUUGUCUUGUACAAGCAAGAACACAUUUAUACCAUUCCAAGACGUCGCGUGUCAAUGGUGUCCCCUGGAUCGAAAGUGUCACACGUUCGGCUACGAUGGAAACCCUUGCCUUGCUGACAUGGACAUCAAGGAAUCUUCUUUAUGCGAGAACAGCAGCAACAACAGUCCAGACUUCGAUGAAAGCAAGGCCCUGAUGUUUAUCAAACUGUCCGCUGUUGCAUACGCCGAACCAGAGUAUUUAAAAAAAUGUAUCAAACACAUUCUCCCAAACGGUGACUUCGAGAUAGUUGAAGCCAUUGGAAGGAAGUGCGAGAGAUGGUUUGACUAUAAGGAAUGCUUCGCAUAUACAGCAAUAUCGCAUGGGAAAAAAACUAUUCUCGUUGGCUAUCGAGGAACGGCAGAUUUCAUACAACUUGCAGAUGAAGGAUUGGUAGAGCAGAUUAUGUGUCAUCUAAGCACAGGAACAGCUUCGGCAUAUAGACAAUAUCGUGGGCAGGUCAACACAUAUUUCAGUUUUGCGUUUGAAAGACUCUAUGAUCCAUGUAUUCGAGAAAGCGUAAAGAAACUCGCCGACAAAUAUCAUGAUUAUGACGUAGUAAUUACAGGGCAUUCUUUAGGUGGCGCGCUGGCAUCUUUGACUGCUUACAAACUAGUGACAGAGGGCGUUGUUGCAAAGGAUCGAAUGCUAUUGUACACGUUUGGAAUGCCACGUGUUGGGGACAAAAGGUACGCGUUUGAUCAUGACAAAGCCGUUCCAAAUAGUUGGCGAAUCAUCCAUUGGCAUGACAUAGUUCCAAGUAUGCCACAAAAAAGCUGUGGUUAUUAUCAUCAUAAAACAGCCGUUUUAUACCCAGAGAACAUGACACCAGUCGGUUCUGGUUAUACCAUUUGCUCAGACAAUGAAGACUUGACAUGCAAUGAACUGAAAGGGUGGUCGAUUUCGCAACAUUUGUCAUAUUUUGGAAUAGAUGUUGGGGGUUACUGUCAAACUAAUUUAAAAUACAAACGGGAAACUAAUGAACCCAAAUUCCCCGAGGACUACUGUGAGGUCAUUUCACUGAAAGACGCUGGUAAUAUAGAAAUAAUAACAGUCGGAAGCUCUGUUUGCGACUUUGAGAGAAACUUCUGUGGCUGGACCCGUGCCAACGGCAGUACGCUUAACUUCAAACGGAUGAAAGGACCGGUCGAUAGAUCGGGGGUAAUAGGGCCAGCAUACGAUAGAAACAAAUCUGUAUUAGGUUAUUAUAUACUCGCGGAUGCCAGCUACAAUGAAGGACAAAUUACCAAACUUCGUUCCCCAAACUUUCUAUCGGGAAGUUAUUGUUUUGAGUUCUACUAUUACGUAGAUGAUGAUAGUGGGAUUUUUAAAUUGAAAAUGUAUACAACGGAAACCAAAAGCAAGACGAUUGUAAGCAAAUUUGUUUCCCGCGGAAGGGAUUGGAGGCAUUUCCAUGCCAAUGUCAGAGCAGACGCGUUGGAGAAGGGAGAAUUCUACUUCGAAUUUGAGGCACAGAUUGGUAGCAGCAACAUAGCACUUGACGACAUCAGCAUAAGAAAGGGACUUUGCCAAUCCUAGUGGAAAAUUAAACCGGAUGUAAUAGAGUUGAAAAGCAAUGUAUUGUGUAAAGGUCACUAUUAAAAUCUGCCUGAACAUUAUCAUGUGUAAUCAGCAAAUUUAGCUUACUAUAUAUCAUGUACCAGUUACUAAUAAAUGAACACACGUA
This is a messenger RNA of Dreissena polymorpha, 1937 nucleotides long. RefSeq lists its product as uncharacterized. The coding region runs from base 119 to 1789 and encodes 556 amino acids. Gene Ontology annotation, biological process: lipid metabolic process. Lineage: Eukaryota; Metazoa; Mollusca; Bivalvia; Myida; Dreissenidae. Gene Ontology annotation, cellular component: membrane. The record is from RefSeq and is a predicted model, not a curated record. The transcript has 4 exons.